AUGUCCUAUCCCGACAAGUUCAGUGGCUUUCAAGCCCCGGCCGCCGAAAGAUGGCUCGAAUUUGAGAAAAACUCCUGGACCCCGCGUCCCUUUGGCGACUACGACGUCGACAUCAAGAUCGAAUGCUGUGGUGUCUGUGCCAGUGACAUGCACACCAUAAGUGGCGAUUGGGGAGGCUGCCCUUACCCGCUGGCCGUCGGGCACGAAGUUGUUGGCAAAGUCCUGCGCGUUGGACCCAAGGUCACCUUGGCCAAGGUUGGGCAGCGUGUUGGUUGCGGUGCCCAGGUGUAUUCGUGCCUGGAUUGCCGACAGUGCAAGAACGACAACGAGACGUAUUGUAAGCAUCAGAUUGACGCCUACGGCGCACCCUACCUGGAUACCGGCUACACGACACAGGGAGGUUAUUCAUCACAUAGCCGAAUCCAUGAAUAUUGGGUGUACCCCAUCCCGGAUGCCAUCACCAGCUCAGAGGCUGCGCCAAUGCUCUGCGCCGGCAUCACGGUUUAUAGCCCCCUAAAGCGAUUCGGGGCUGGGCCGGGCAAGAAGGUUGGUGUCGUUGGCAUCGGUGGUCUUGGACACUUCGCCGUCAUGUUCGCAAAGGCGCUGGGAGCCGAAGUCUGGGCCAUUUCCCGCUCACGGGCCAAGGAGGCGGAUGCCAAGAAGAUGGGCGCGGAUGGAUUCCUGGCCACGAGCGAGAAGGGCUGGAACGAGCCGCACAAGAUGACGUUUGAUCUCAUCAUCAACACGGCCAACUCAUUCGACGGCUUCCAGCUCAGCGAGUACCUGAGCCUGCUCGACGUCCACGGCCGAUGGAACUCUGUCGGCCUACCCGGUGGUGAAGGCAUCAAGGUGAAUAAUUUUGAUUUCAUCUCAAAUGGCUGCUUCAUUGGAAGCUCGCACUUGGGAAGCCGCCGGGAGAUGCUGGAAAUGUUCGAGCUUGCUGCUGAGAAGGGCAUUAAAUCAUGGGUGGAGGAGAUUCCCAUCUCAAGGGAAGGCCUGCAGCAGGCCAUGGCCAAGCUGGAGAACAGCAGCGUUCGCUAUCGAUCCUGCAUGACGGGUUAUGAUGAGGCAUUUGGCAACUGA
This is a messenger RNA of Metarhizium brunneum ARSEF 3297, 1083 nucleotides long. RefSeq names its product NADP-dependent alcohol dehydrogenase 6. Gene Ontology annotation, biological process: alcohol metabolic process. NCBI's taxonomy places the organism in Eukaryota, Fungi, Ascomycota, Sordariomycetes, Hypocreales, Clavicipitaceae. Gene Ontology annotation, molecular function: alcohol dehydrogenase (NADP+) activity; zinc ion binding. The record is from RefSeq and is a predicted model, not a curated record.